AUGCCAUUGAAGCCUCUCGGGGUUUUCUGUAUUAGAAGUUUGAUUGUCAUUAAAAAGCACAAAUCUAAUCGACAUGGUCCCUUUCCAGACCCACCAUUUGACCCAUUUGUUUCUUCCCCACUAGGAGUAGUACCAAAAUCUGAGCAAGGAAAAUUCAGGAUUAUUCAUGAUUUAUCUUACCCGAAAGACAAUUCUGUUAAUGUGAACAUACCCAGAGAAAACUCAGCAGUACAAUGUGAUACCAUUGACUGGAUAAUUCAGCUAGUUCAGAAGAAUGGCAAGAACUGCUUGAUGGCAAAAACUGAUAUAGAAGAUGCUUUUAGAAUAAUCCCAGUUAAUCCAUCUGACUAUCAUUUAUUAGGUUUUUCUUGGAAGAAUAAGUUUUAUUUCGACAGAUGUCUACCGAUGGGAGCAAGCAGUUCAUGUCAGAUUUUUGAACAGUUAAGUGUAGCCUUGCAGUGGAUUAUGCAGUCAAGGUACAUUGCGGGGGGUAUGUCUCACAUCCUAGAUGAUUUUUUCUUUAUUGGCCCAGCUGAUUCUCCUAACUGCGAAAAAGAUCUAACAAACUUCCUCUACUUAUGCAGGAAAAUUGGGGUUCCUCUCAAAAUGUCAAAAACACAAACUCCGACCACAAUUAUUACAAUCUAUGGCAUUGAGAUAGAUUCUACUAGAAUGGAAGCUCGUCUUCCCUUUGACAAAAUUAGGAAAGUAAAGCAAAAGCUUUUAGAUAUGCUGGGAAAAACCCGAACAAAUCUACGUGAUCUUCAAGCCCUAAUCGGGUUACUGAACUUUGCAUGUUCUGUAAUUGUUCCUGGGCGUGCUUUCUUGAGACGUUUGAUCGAUUUGACCUGUGGUGUAAAACAUCCCAAUGACUUGAUUGAACUCCCUCAUGAAACAAAAGCUGACAUAGAAACAUGGCUAACAUUUCUAGCCACUUUUAAUGGAAAAUCUGUUUUCUUGUCAGAAAAAUGGUUUUCCUCUAACCACCUCACAUUAUACACAGACGCUUCUGGGUCCAUGGGGUUUGCAGCCAUUUUAGACUCCCAGUGGUUUGUUUCUCAUUGGCAAGACAAUAUGGGGGAAUAUCAAAUUGCAAUUAAAGAACUUUUCCCAAUAGUUUUGGCCAUUGAAAUUUGGGGCAAAGAGAUGGAAAAUAAAAGGGUACUCUUUAUGUCGGAUAACAUGGCGGUGGUACAAGUUAUAAAUAAGCAAACUGCCAAAGAAAAAAUCCUCAUGAAAUUGAUACGCCGCCUUGUGUUGGCAACCUUAAAAUGGAACAUACACUUUAGAGCAGAACAUAUACCAGGAAAACACAAUGUUGCAGCUGACCGCUUAUCUCGAUUCCAAUUUCAGGCAGCCUUCCAGUUCAUGCCUCAGUUAAAUCGACAGCCAACACACAUUCCACAGGCCUGUUUGAAAAUCUGA
Saccostrea echinata is the source of this 1425-nucleotide messenger RNA. RefSeq lists its product as uncharacterized. The record is from RefSeq and is a predicted model, not a curated record. NCBI's taxonomy places the organism in Eukaryota, Metazoa, Mollusca, Bivalvia, Ostreida, Ostreidae. Gene Ontology annotation, molecular function: nucleic acid binding. The transcript is spliced from 2 exons. The coding region runs from base 1 to 1425 and encodes 474 amino acids.